ACCCGUAGUUAUAGUGACACUUGAAUAGCAAAUAACUAUACAUUCUCCCACUUAUCCCUUUACUCCCUAAAAUGUCUAAACUUCAGCAGCUCAAUGUGUUCCUCAACGAAAAAUUAACAGCAGUUCCUUUGGAGGUAUCUGUUGUAGUUAAAAAAACGAUCGCAGAGUACCAGGAAGAAAUCUCCCGUUUGGAACGGGCGAAUGCACGUCUACGAAGACUGCUGGAUUUGGUUUUCAAACCAGAGAUAAAAUUGCAUAGAUUAGCAGACCUCCAGCGGCUCACUGUCUCUGAAGAGAAGGUUAACUCGGGGCAGCAGGAGUGGAGCUCCUAUCUGAGGCCAGUGGAGUCUGAUACCGAAGAGUCUACAUGGAACUCUUUCAACAUCAUAACGGUAGAGAGCCAAAAAGAAUCUGAUGGCAACAGAGAAUCUGAUGGCGACGGCAACAGAGAAUCAGAAUCAACCAGUGACUAUCAGCCCCCCUCUGAAGUAAAUCCAGAAAGUGACAAUGAUGAAAGUAAUGGCGGAAAAGCGGAUGGAGUGGAGAAGAGAAUACCUCUGUCGGGGUCAAAGAGACGAAGAGGACGGCCAAGAAAAGAAACCAGUGAGUUGACGGAUCUGAAGUGUGAUGUGUGCGUAAAAUACUUUGCGACAGCAAGUGGUCUGAAAAGGCACCAACAGUUACGGCACAGUGAAGAGAGACCAUACAUGUGCGAUACAUGUGGCCAGUGUUUCGCCUUAAACCGAUACCUGACCCGACACAUGAAGAUUCACACAGUGGAGAGACCACAUCGCUGCUUGGUAUGUGGCAAACGUUUCUUUCACAAGGAAAGCCUGAAAAAUCAUAUGGUUAAUCUUCAUACAGGGCUGAUUUUUAAAUGUGAUUUGUGUGGGAAAUGCUUGUCGACAAAAGGUCGUCUGAAACUGCAUAGGCAAAAUCACACUGGGGAAAAAUCGCAUCCGUGCAAGGAAUGUGACAAGGCGUUCUACUGCGAGUCAGACUUGAUAAAGCAUACCAGGACUCACACUGGGGAGAAACCGUUUCGGUGCAAAGAAUGUGGCAAGUGCUUCGGCGAGAAGGGAAGCCUGACAAAGCAUAUGAUGACUCACACACAGGAGAAACCACAUUGCUGCAACGAAUGUGGCAGACGCUUCAAUCUGAAGGGAAACCUGACAGUGCAUAUGAGGACUCAUACAGGGGAUGGAGUUCAAUGCCAUCUGUGUGGAACUUACUUGAAGUUAGCAGCAAGUCUGAAGAGACAUCUGCGAACUCACAGAAUAAAUAUUCCCAAUGACUGAGAACACAUAACAAUGCACGUUGUGUAAAAUGUGUUUUUGGAAGGUAGAGACUAUAUCUUGAGGACACCCCUCAGGUCACAGCUCUUGGUACAGUCUGAAAUCUGGGAAUCUGUUCAAUGGGUUAGGGUUAGGGUUAUUUUUACAGAACGUUAUCAAAUUCAAAUCAACUGUAUUUAUUACGCACUUUUUACAAACGUUACACUCUCAAGUUAGUUAGACAUUUUCAGAACUGAAGUCUGUGAAGAUAAAUCACAUCCCACAACAUCUGUUGUGUAGAUUUUGUUAAAUGCCUUCACCCCCAAAUGAAUGGAAAAGAUAAGAAACCAAAUCGAACCAGGAAAUUAGAUGGUUAUCAGCAGGCAGCCUAGUGGUUAGAGCGGUGGGCCAGUAACCGAAAGGUUGCUGGAUCAAAUCCCAGAGCUGACAAGGUAAAACUCUGUCGUUCUGCCA
This is a messenger RNA of Salvelinus namaycush (lake trout), 1748 nucleotides long. Its product is annotated as zinc finger protein OZF-like. Lineage: Eukaryota; Metazoa; Chordata; Actinopteri; Salmoniformes; Salmonidae. Bases 72 to 1298 code for a protein of 408 amino acids. The record is from RefSeq and is a predicted model, not a curated record. Gene Ontology annotation, biological process: regulation of transcription by RNA polymerase II. The transcript is spliced from 2 exons. Gene Ontology annotation, molecular function: RNA polymerase II cis-regulatory region sequence-specific DNA binding; DNA-binding transcription factor activity.